AUGUCCCAAGAGAUUGAAUGGGUCUCCGGUUCAACCAUUAUACCUGUUGAACAAGAUUAUCCCGAGAUUCCUGAGGAGGAAGCAGAGCUCUCGCGAUCGUACGAAAUGCUUUCGCAUCUCGAAUUUCCGACUAUACAAUAG
This is a messenger RNA of Paraglomus occultum, 141 nucleotides long. Lineage: Eukaryota; Fungi; Glomeromycota; Glomeromycetes; Paraglomerales; Paraglomeraceae. The record is from the annotation of a GenBank genome assembly.